GAAAAAGUGAUGGUAGUAGUGGUAGAGGAAGAGGUCCUUAUGUUAGAUUUAUGGCUACCACUUUCUUAGCCUCGGUUUAAAGUGGUGUUGAACCGACCUCUCUUGGCUUACAUACCUUACCAGGUAUAUCUACGGAUACAACACGCAGGAGGUAGGUCGUGGCAAGAGACAUCCGUCUGCUUAUUAUUCAAGGUUUGGAUGUACGACGAUAAACCUUCUCUUCGACGAUCAGCAGCUUGAAACCACUUGGACAAUCCCAAUAGCAGGGCAAAUAGUCCCGCCCACCGGCCAACAACGUCUUGAACCUGGCUUGCCUUUCUAGGCCAUUGGCAAGACUACCUACUAUCUGCGAUACCUGUCGUUCUCUCAAUCCGUCAGGGGUCUGCAAGGCUAAAAAUCCCUGCCAUCUCUCGAGGCACUGAUAGCGGAUCACCACCACGGGCACGAUGGGUCUGUUCAAAUCCCUACGCCGCACAAAGGACGGCCGAGGAAAUGGCAGUACCAAGGCCUCAGGGUCAGCAGUUGCCAAUUCCAAAGAACAUCAGCAUCAGGACCAGCAUCAGGACCAGCACCAGAACCAGCACCAGAACCCUCAUCAGAACUCACAAGAAUCUCCCGAGCAAUAUCAACCUCCACUGGGCCCGCCUCCAUCAUCGCAACACCAUCAUCAGGCCAUCCUCGACGGCAACAGCAAUAACAACGCCAAUACACCCACGACACAGUUCCUCCCUCCGCCAGGUCCACCUCCAGGCUAUCAUGCAUCUCGUCCCCCAUCACUGGCAGGCGAAGCCGUCACCACACCAAACGUGAACAUCAACGAGACGUUCCUCCCACCACCCGGCCCGCCACCAACAACCACGACAAUGCCAUCAAUCAAUCCACCUCCCACGAACCAGGACCAGAACCAUGACCAGAACCAUGACCAGAACCAUGACCAGAAGGAGAAUCCACCACCAUACCACGACUGGACAAUCAUCCCCGACACAGCACUCCUCCCCCCUCCCCCACCCUUACCCGAAGAUUACAGCCCGACCAACAACGCAAGCUCCGACUCCGCCGCCCGCGCACACGAAUGGUGCGCCACACACCCAGUCUACACUCCCUCAAUCCCAUCUUCGGACCUGCGGGCUCUAGCAGCUCGAGGCGAAAUCACACUCGAACCGCCGCCAGUGGGACCUCUUCGUGGUCCAGGGUUUGUGUUGCGACGACAGCAUCACACCUCGUCGUCCUCGUUGGCGUCGGUACCCUCGUCAGCCUCCUCGUCCUCGUCUUCCUGGCUCAUCCGCACCCCCUCCUCCCAACAAGACGCCAUCAUCAUGUCCAGUAUCCCGCUAUACUUUGCGACCGUGGACAAUCCACUUUUAGACUCUUCGAGAAAGGCCAAGAAGAUCUACUUCGAAAUCACCCUGCACAACAUCUCCAACUCCAACUCCGGCGUCGCCAUCGGAUUCGCAGCCAAACCGUACCCCCCGUGGCGCUUACCGGGCUGGCACCGCGCUAGCCUCGGUGUGCAUGGCGACGAUGGACGAAGGUUCGUCAAUGAUUCCUGGGGAGGGAGGGACUUUGUCGACCCGUUUCGGGUCGGUGAGACGGUUGGUGUGGGGAUGGAAUUCGAACCUAUACCGCUGGCAACUCCAGCGCCGCUGAACGGCCACGAAAGGCAGUUCAGUGACAACAGCUACGGCUACGGCUACGGCUAUGCAUCCGCCUCCGCCGUCUCUGCCAUUCCAAAAGUCAAAACUAAGGCGUUCCUCACGAGACAAACGCAAUCAAAUGGUUCUAGGACAGCCGGCCGAAGAGGUGAUCAUGGUCAGACUCAGCAGCAGAGUGAGAGUAGUAAGUCGUUUUCGUGGGAGAUCGACGAAGAACGCGAUAUCCGCGACGAAGGCGUCGAUGGGCUCAUGGGCGAGGGAGACUUGUAUGCUGCCAUUGGGGUGUUUGGGGGUGUGGAAGUUGAGGUGAGGUUUGGGGAGACAAGAGACAAGAUACCCUGAACAAGACGGAAUGGAGGCAACCGGGGUUGAGGUGACGGAGUAAGGCGGUUGAUCAAUGAACGCAACAGUCUAAUUUGUGCAUAUUAAAUGUCAGGUCCAGCGGAAACCGCGCCGUGUUGGGCCGCCGUAUAUUGCUGCUGGGAACUGUUUCCAAAUUCCAACAAGUUCCCUGUUUUUCUCUGGCAUUAUGUGGUUUCUGAAUGAUGUACUCUAAUCACAGUCAUCCAGGCUCUUCCCGUUCGCUUUCGAGCCGACUCUCGAUUGGGUGCCUUGUUGUCUGGUCCUGAACGACUGAGAAUGAGGUCGAAUAUCUCAUUAGUCUAACAAGAUAUGAUAAUCCUGCCGGUCG
Molecule: messenger RNA, 2343 nt
Organism: Exophiala dermatitidis NIH/UT8656
Lineage: Eukaryota; Fungi; Ascomycota; Eurotiomycetes; Chaetothyriales; Herpotrichiellaceae
Exons: 1
Coding region: 447-1994 (515 amino acids)
Molecular function (GO): protein binding
Source: RefSeq, a predicted model, not a curated record